AUGGAUUUUGGUUUCUCCCCCAGCCGAGAGGGUGGCACCAUGCACUUUCCGUCUCCUACUCACCCCCACAGCUAUCGCCUCGACGGUACCCACUUCUCCCACCUCCAGGAACUGCGCCGCUCCCUCUCCCGCUCGCCCUCCAAGCAAUCGCGCUUCCAGCUGCGCAACUCGGACACGCCCCGCUCUCCCAUCUCCCCGCUCGCCAUCGCGCGCGCAUUCUCGCCAAAGGCCUCCAACAAGCCCACAAGCCCCAUUGCAGCUUUUCCAGAAUCACCGCUAGCGCAGGCCGUUCCAGCAAAGAAGAAGUUUUCGCUGCGCCGCUCAGGACCCCUCCGCUCGUCUCCGCGCACUCGCAACAGCAAGUCCAAGAGCCCGCGACGACGCGCCUUGGCCGAGACGACGGACGGUAACGCGACUCCCUUUAUGACGUGGCCCACCAUUGGCCAGGAGAACACGCCCGUGCGACGCCUCAGCUCAGAAUCGCCAAGCAGCAUGGACAUGGACAAGCGCCUAGAAGUCGACGACAAGCCCAUCAAAUUCGAGUUUGCGCGCCGUUCAGAGCUGUCGCCACCAGCAGCAGCGCCCGCAAAGUCGAGCCCGCUGAAGCGCAAUGAUGGACUCAUGAACCUUAGCGGAUCGCCCGGAUCCAGCCCCAUUGCAAAGCGCCGCAGCCUUCACGCCGUCUCGAGUCUUGGAAACGACUUUGAGAGCAUCUUUGACCCAUCUCCCGCACAGCGAGCUUCUCCGGACGAUGCGCCCCGCCAGCGUGACGUGACCAACGAAUUCUCCUUCAACAGCUCACCUGUAUCGGGCGCGCAAUCGCCUAUCCACCGCACAACGUCACUGCGCAAGUCAACUCUAUCACAGCGGUCAAACACCCCGCGCAAGCCAAGCUACGAGGGCGAAUUCGCCUUCCCUGGCCCGGCUGCUUCCAAGACUCGCAAUCGCAUUUCUUUUGAUGGUUCAAUCAACAACUCAACACAAACACCCGCCCAACCAGCCCAAACACCAUUCCGAAAAUCCACCUUUGACGCUGGUCGCAUGGGCUUGCCCACACCUUUUGCCCGGGGUGGAGCAUCUUUCCCGCACCCCUUGUCACACGCACAUACACCGCACUCUGCUUCAUCAAGCAUCAGCGGAACACCAAUGGCUCCUCCCCGAGCCCCGGCCGUGCAGUGGACCAACUCCGUGUUUCCUGCACCUCCCCUGUCAAGCAACCCCCAUUUCUCUCGCUCCCUACCAAUCGGUAUAGGCCGGCCCUUUGAAACCGAGUACGAGCAAUCUGCACAUGAGCCGUUCGACACUCCAUUCAAAGUUGCACCGCCAGCGCCUGUCGCCUUCUCCACGGGCCUUUUGUCCAAGAAGAAUCGCAAUGCGGAUGAACCGGCGGCCGGCGUCUAUGUCAUGCCUGACACGCCUUCAAAGCGCCAGUCGUUCCCUCCCGCUGUGGGAGACAGGGCCGUCAACCUCGACACACCCCUCGUCAAGCGAUCGGGCAGCCUAUUCGGCAACGAUGCGCGACCCCAGCACCAGUUUGGCACUCCCAGCACGCCCUUUAGUGCCAAUGUGUCCAAAUUCUCCACAGAGUCGUUUGGUAAGCGACCAAGCAUCUUUGGUGACAUGGCCAGCAACACGCAGCGCCGCGGCAGCUUUGUCAGCAUUGAUGGAGACAAUGACGACGACACCCAACCAGAUAGCCAGUCGCCGACCGCGAACCGCAUGGGUGACAGCCAGUCCAGUGUGGACGACAUGCCACCAACACCAACCAAGCCCAGCAACAGCUCCAGCCGUCGCUCAAAGGAGAGCAGCUUGCGACGCAAGACGUUUCGCUCGCGCCCUUCGAUUGGCUCAGACACAUUUGCCGCUCCUGACAACGAUGGUCGACCAACAACAGCCGGAAGUCUGUUUGGUGGACAAUCGCCAUCAACCCCCGCAAACGACUCUGGCGCACCUCUAGAUGCAAGCAGAUUGUCAAUUUCCGGUAACCGUCGCGGGUCGUUCCCUUUCAACGCUAGCUUCGGCUCGUUCGCGCCCGCGACCCCUACCACACCUCGUGACUCUGGCUUCUUCGGCAGUGUAUCAGGGGCAAUCCCCAUUGGCCUGACCAAGAACGAUGUCGACGAGUCGCUGAGCGAGCGAUUCCACGAGAUCAAGCCUCUUGAUGGUGGAGAAGGCGAGUUCUCGACCGUGUACCGUGUCAGCCAUCCAGUCAAGCCUUCACCCCAAAGGUCGCCUGCUGGCAGCCAAGUUUGGGUAGUCAAGAAGUCAAAGAAGCCCUACAUUGGCCCAGGCGACCGCCAAAAGAAGAUGCGUGAGGUUGAGAUUCUUUAUGCUCUGCGCGGUAACGAACACGUGCUGGGCAUCAAGACGCACUGGGAGUUUGACCAGCACCUCUACAUCCAGACCGAGUACUGCGAGGGCGGUAACCUGAGGAAAUACCUCGACACUGUUGGCUUUAAUAGCCGUCUGGAUGACUUCCGCAUUUGGAAGAUCCUGCUUGAGUUGUUGAUGGGCCUCAAAGCCAUUCACGAAGCAGGAUACAUUCACCUUGAUCUCAAGCCCGCCAAUGUUCUUAUUGACUUUGAGGGUGGGCUGAAGAUUGCCGACUUUGGCUUGGCGAGCCAGUGGCCAGCUCCUGCUGGCAUUGAUGGCGAAGGUGACCGCCACUACCUUGCUCCUGAGCAACUCUCUGGUCGAUUCGACAAGCCUGCAGACGUCUUUGCCCUGGGCAUGAUGCUCGCCGAAAUCGCUGGUAACUGCGUUAUCCCCGAAAACGGUGACUACUGGCAAAAGCUUCGCUCAGGCGAGUUCGAAAACGUGCUCCCAAGCUUGACUUGGAGCGCGGACAGCAGCACCCUCAGCCGAGACUCUCACGGCGACCCAAUCUCUGAGUCGGCGAGACCCUCCAUGGAUGGCUUCCUCAUGUCUGACGCUGCUGAGGAUUCAAUGGCUUGCAUUUCCGUCAAGCCAGCAUCCAACCCGGAGGAGGACCUCGCACGCGCACCAUCCUUCAUGGUACAACGCAACGACCCCAACUCCAUGGACCAUGUUGUAUACGCAAUGCUGAACCGCGACCCUGAUCAACGACCAACGGCAGACCAAGUGCUCCAGUGCUAUGGCUGCCGAUGGGUUGACUCUAGGCGUCGCUCUGGUGCCACCAUCUACGAGGGCAACUUUGGCCCAAGUGAUGAGGUUCUUGCUACAUACACUGGCCAACAUUACGGUGAUGCCGAUAUGAUGGACAUGAGCUAA
Molecule: messenger RNA, 3252 nt
Organism: Bipolaris maydis ATCC 48331
Lineage: Eukaryota; Fungi; Ascomycota; Dothideomycetes; Pleosporales; Pleosporaceae
Biological process (GO): regulation of translational initiation by eIF2 alpha phosphorylation; negative regulation of cytoplasmic translational initiation in response to stress
Cellular component (GO): cytosol; nucleus; cytoplasm
Molecular function (GO): ATP binding; eukaryotic translation initiation factor 2alpha kinase activity
Source: RefSeq, a predicted model, not a curated record